AUGGAAAAAUAUUUUAAAAGAAAGUUAAUUGCUGAGACAUCUCAACUUUGUUCUGGUGUCAAUGAUAAUGAAAACCAGCCUUCUUCAAAGAAAAAUUGCUUCGAAGUUGACUUGGAAAAUCUUCCUUUUGAUCCUGGAUUUCGACCAAGAAUUACAUUUUAUCAUCCUAAUGUUCGAGACCAAGUUAGAAUGCAUUAUCUACAAAAGGGUCCUUGUCAACCUCGCAACCAUAAGUUUCCCAAAUCAAAAUAUGGUGAUCAUGAACAAAGUUUCCAAUGGUCUUGGUUUGACAAAUAUCCUUACUGGUUGGAAUAUAGUGUUGAGAAUGAUGUUGCAUAUUGUUUAUGUUGUUAUCUUCUCAAACUAGAUAAAGUUAAGCAAAGUGGCGAUGAUUCUUUUUUCUUAAUGGGUUUCAUAAUUGGAAGAGACUUGAAAAUUUUAAAUAUCAUAUUGGAGCGAGAAGAUUAUCGUAUUCGGUUGAAAGGAUCAAUUUCUGCUAGUCGGCUUCCUCUUCGGCAAGGAUUGCCUUUUCGUGGUCAUGAUGAGUCUGAUGAUUCAAUGAAUUGGGGAAACUUUCUUGAACUUUUACACUAUACAAUUGAGCAAAAUGAAGAAUAUAGAUUAGUAGCAUUGGAGAAUGCUCAUGGACAUGAUAAAUUGAUUACUCCUAGUAUCCAAAAAGACAUAAUCAAUGCAUUUGCAGUUGAAACCAUCAACAAACUAAUUAGUGAUCUAGGAGAUGCUUUGUUUUCUAUAUUAGUUGAUGAAGCUCGUGAUGGAUCCAACAAAGAGCAGAUGACAAUUAUCUUACGUUAUGUAAAUAAAAGAGGAUGUGUUGUUGAGUGUCUAUUGAGCAUUAUGCAUGUCACAGAUACGACUGCUUUGUCACUAAAGAUGGGAAUUGAAAUAUUGUUCUCUAAAUACAAUUUGAGCAUAUCAAGAUUACAUGGACAAGGUUAUGAUGGUGCGAGUAAUUUGCGAGGUCAGUUUAAUGGGUUAAAUCCACUUAUAUUGAACAAUAAUGAAUAUGCCUUCUAUGUUCAUUAUUUUGCUCACCAACUUCAAUUGGCACUUGUAGCUGUGGCAAAAAAGGAUACAAAUAUUGAGAGACUUUUUUUGAAAGUUUCUUGUGUGAUAAAUAUUGUUGGAUGGUCACCUAGACGUAGGGAUCUUCUUAAUGAGAAACAAGCUUUGAAGGUGAAAAAAGCUAUUUAA
This is a messenger RNA of Pistacia vera, 1215 nucleotides long. Its product is annotated as zinc finger MYM-type protein 1-like. NCBI's taxonomy places the organism in Eukaryota, Viridiplantae, Streptophyta, Magnoliopsida, Sapindales, Anacardiaceae. The transcript has 2 exons. The record is from RefSeq and is a predicted model, not a curated record. The coding region runs from base 1 to 1215 and encodes 404 amino acids.